AAGCUGCGAUAAUAUUUUCCCCGGGGGGCGCCAUUGUUUCUACCAUUGUUUUGUUUCUCGCCGGGUCAAAUCAGAGUCGUGUGUUCUCGUCAGCCGUUCAUCCCGCAUAGGUCGGCUGCAUUGCAGGCACUGGCGUACAGGGAUCGUGUCCCUGAGCGCGUACCAAAAAAGACAACACCAUACAACAAACUACUCCUGACCCGUAAAGAAGAACAAAAGUCGCCCCAAAAGGUCGCCCGAAACGCCCGUCGCCGCCCAUGAAGUCCCACAGACUCCGCGUCUGAUCGCUGCUUAAACCGACGGCCGCGCUGGCUUCUCCUUCCCCCAUAUACCCCGGCUUUUACGAGUACAUUGCCCGCAGCAGACAUCAUGGCGUCCGGCGGAGGGAAUAUCAAGGUCGUGGUGCGAUGCAGGCCUUUUAACGGACGAGAAAAGGCGCGCAAUGCACAAUGUAUCGUGCAGAUGAAAGGCGACCAGACCAUUCUGACUCCCCCACAACACCUGGAUAUCAAGGGUAAGGCCGCCAAAGCCGCCGCCGAAGGCACCAAGACAUUCGCCUUUGACCGAUCCUACUGGUCCUUUGACCGCGAUGCUCCCAACUAUGCGGGCCAAGACAACCUCCACGAGGAUCUCGGAAAGCCGCUUCUCGACAAUGCCUUCCAGGGCUACAACAACUGUAUUUUCGCCUACGGUCAGACGGGUUCGGGCAAGUCGUACUCGAUGAUGGGCUAUGGCGCAGAAUACGGAAUCAUUCCCAAGAUUUGCCAGGACAUGUUUGAGAGGAUAAAGGGGUUGCAGGCGGACAAGAAUUCAACAUGCACAGUUGAAGUCUCAUAUCUGGAAAUCUACAAUGAGCGCGUACGCGAUCUGCUAAAUCCGUCAAACAAGGGCAAUUUGCGUGUCCGAGAGCACCCGUCGACCGGUCCUUAUGUCGAAGAUUUGGCCAAACUGGUCGUCCAGUCUUUUCCCGAAAUCGAGAACUUGAUGGACGAAGGAAACAAGGCCCGUACCGUCGCCGCGACCAACAUGAACGAAACCUCCUCCCGAUCGCACGCCGUCUUCACCCUUACCCUCACCCAGAAACGCCACGAUGUCGAGACAAGCAUGAGCGGGGAGAGGGUGGCAAAGAUUAGUUUGGUUGAUUUGGCUGGUUCGGAAAGAGCUACCUCGACAGGUGCAACGGGCGCAAGGCUGAAGGAGGGUGCAGAGAUCAAUCGAUCUCUCUCUACCCUAGGUCGUGUCAUUGCAGCCCUCGCGGAUCAGUCGUCAGGGAAGAAAAAGGCUCAAGUUCCCUACCGAGACUCCAUCUUGACAUGGCUGCUCAAAGACUCGCUAGGAGGAAACAGUAUGACUGCCAUGAUCGCUGCCAUUUCCCCGGCCGACAUCAACUUCGACGAAACCCUCUCCACGCUCCGUUAUGCCGACUCUGCGAAACGUAUCAAGAACCACGCCGUCGUAAACGAAGACCCCAACGCGCGCAUGAUUAGAGAACUCAAGGAGGAACUGUCCAAAUUGCGGUCACAAUUAGGUGGGGGUGGGGGAGGCGCUCCGGGUGCGAACGGCAUCAUAGAAGAACAGUACGCACCAGACACACCGUUGGAAAAACAAAUUGUCUCCAUUACACAGGCAGAUGGAUCGAUCAAGAAGGUCUCAAAAGCUGAGAUUGUCGAGCAGCUGGACCAAUCGGAGAAGCUCUACACCGAGUUGAAUCAGACUUGGGAAGAGAAGCUGCAAAAGACGGAAGAAAUUCACAAGGAGCGCGAGGCUGCCUUAGAAGAGCUAGGAAUCAGCAUUGAAAAGGGCUUCGUUGGUCUUUCAACGCCCAAGAACAUGCCUCAUUUGGUCAAUUUGAGUGAUGAUCCACUUCUGACCGAAUGUCUCGUCUACAAUCUAAAACCUGGUACGACAACAGUGGGAAACUCAGACGUUGACGGUCAGACUGCACAAAUCCGCUUAAAUGGUUCGCAGAUUCUUGCCGAGCACUGCAACUUUGAGAAUGUGGACGGCAAGGUUACUGUGAUACCCCAGGAAACUGCUAGUGUCAUGGUUAACGGCGUACGCAUCGAUAAGCCCAGGUUACUCAAGAGCGGGCACCGCAUCAUCCUUGGCGACUUCCACAUUUUUCGAUUCAAUAACCCACAAGAAGCAAGAGCGGAGCGCGCUGAAGUCGGAACAAGCCUUCUCCGACAGACAGUGGCUGGUAAUCUGAAUUCUCCUUCGCCCGCACCUAGGCCCGGACACGACAGAUCCUACAGUGCAAUUAGCAUAGCGAACAGCGACUUCGACCCAGACAGUCCCAGAGCCGGAUCGCCUGCGCUGUGGCAACGCGGUCGAGAGUCCGAGUUUUCCUACGCGCGGAGGGAGGCCCUUACUGCUUGGCUAGGACCGGAUAAACGCAUCGAGACCCUUCCAGACGAGGAUUUUGAGGCGCUGUUCGAAAACCUCAGCAGGCUGCGCGAGACACGGAAAGCUCGUCCGGAGAGUCGGAUAUACAGCGACGAGGGUGAUACCGAGUCUAUGUCUUCAUACGCUUUCAGGGACAGGGAGAAGUAUGCCUCUGGUGGCAGUGGGACGUUGGACAACUUCUCGCUGGAUACCAUGUUGACGAUGCCGUCCACGCCACAGCAAGAAGGUAGCGAAAAGAUGCACGAGAUCCGAGAGGACAUGCAAAGGAAGAUUGAGCAGUCAAAGGACGACUUUCAGAGCAAACUCAAGGCCGACGUGGAGGCCAAGGUUGAGCUGGAAGAGCUGCGGGCUGCGAAAGAAGAGAUGCAGAAGCAACUGAAGGAGCAGAAAGAAGCAUUCAAGCGUCAAUUGAAGAGCUUAGGACAUGAUAUCCCGCCUGAAAUCAACGAAGAACCGGAAACCGACGAGGCCACACAGAACGAACAUCAGCUGGAGUUGAUCCGGACUGUGUCCAAACAGUGGCGGCGACGGAAAUAUGUCACCAUGGCGGAGACGCUUUUGCAAAAUGCGGCGAUCCUGAAGGAGGCCCAGGUCAUGAGCCAGCAAAUGGACAAGCGCGUUGUUUUCCAGUUUUGCAUCGUCGAUAUUGGUCAUACAGUCCCAUCAUCCUACGACCUGGUCAACAUGGGCAUCCCUGGAGAAGACGACGAGUAUCUUGACAAUCAAUCAAAGCCAUGCGUCGGCAUACGCGUCAUUGAUUUCAAGAAUGAGGUCGUUCACCUUUGGUCGUUGCAGAAGCUACGCGAUAGGGUACGGCGGAUGCACCAAAUGCAUCAGUACAUGAACCGUCCAGAGUACUUCCAGCAUUUCAACCCUGAGUCGCCUUUCUCAGAACCGUGCAUGCCUGAGUUCACGCGGAUAGGGGAUGUGGAUGUUCCGCUUGCCGCUGUAUUCGAGUCGAGAGUACGGGACUUUAGUCUUGAUGUGAUCUCUCCGUAUACGGCAAACCCUAUUGGUAUCAUCCGGCUGUCGUUAGAACCUUCAUCCGCAGAGGCUCCUUCAACUACGCUCAAGUUUAAUGUCGGUAUGCACGAGUUCGUUGGCUUCCCAGAACGAGAAGGAACUCAAGUGCACGCUGUGCUCUUCGUGCCCGGUAUCUCAGAUGAGAGCGGUGCGACGACUACAACUUGGAUAACAGAUUUCAACGAAGGGCCCAUUCGUUUCGAGAGUGUGCAUAGCAUGAGCCUUCCGUAUCCAAGUCCGCGCGACACGUUUUUGCGGAUAUCAAUCUUCGCGAAAGUGACAGAUAUCCAUCUUGACAAGCUGCUAAGUUGGGACGACAUGCGCGACUCGGCGGAGCAGCCCAAGCAAAAACGACGAAACGCACGCUUACCAGAGUCGGAGUUUUAUACAGAGGACACACAUGAUAUCUUCUCGCGUAUACAGAUACAAGAGAUUACGGAUGAUGGAACAUAUCAGCCGGUUGAAGUCACACAGAGCAGCGUUAUGGAUGCUGGAGUGUACCAGCUCCAUCAGGGUCUGGCACGUCGUAUUGUCGUCAACCUUACCCACACUGCUGGAGACACAAUACACUGGGAGGGUGUCAAGGCGCUCCGUAUGGGCCGUAUUCGCAUGGUCGAUGCAGCAGGCAAUUGUCCAAACUACGGCUCGCCUGUCAAGGAAGUGCCAGUGGAUCUGGUCUCGCCGCCGCUUAUCAGGAAAAACGCAGACGGCACAACCAAUGUGAAGUUUGUAGGAAGGUGGGACAGCACUGCACAUGCUUCCCAGAUUCUUGACCGUGCGACGAAAGACAACUUCCGGGUCAAAACAACCCUACUCUUCGACGUUACAUCGCCCAAACUCAUCGAACCGAUGACCUUCUCCUUUGAUCUCCUCGUUCAGAUCCGAGGCCGCUCAUAUAUCCGCCAAACCUCGCUCUUCUCCCUCGCCAGCAUCUGGAAUACUGUCAAGAUCGUCCACUCCACCGUCGGUAUCUUCAACGUCGCCAUCCGCCCCACCUCCGUAAAGCGCGCCACGGACCUCUGGCGUAUGAACACAAAAGACGACUACAUAAAAGGCGAAGAACAACUCUCCGGCUGGACCCCUCGCGGCGUCUCCCUCGUCCGCGACUUCAUCGACAUGGAAAAGCGCCGCCGCCGCAUCGCCGACAUUGAAACCGCGCGCUCAGUCCUCUCCUCCAAAGCUCUCAGCAUCCCCACCUCCGCGCUCGCCGCCUCAAAAAACAAGUCCUUAACAGACUCCCAAAAAGCGCUCCUCACACGCAUAAUCUCGCUUUGGAAGACCAAAAAGGCCCCCGCGGAAAUCAUCCUCAAUUCAACGAAUCUGGAACCGCCAUCGAAUGGCGCAGCUUUUGCACCCCGCUCACCGUCUCCAUCCCCGAGUCCGACACCGAGUCUCACAGCUACUGUACGCUUCGUUGCCAAGAAUCCAAACCUUAUGAAGGCGAGUUACCUGAUGACACCCGAUCCGACAAAUACCCGCUGGAUACGACGAUAUGUCGAACUGCGUAAACCAUACCUGCACAUCUACUCCAACGACGGCGAUGAAAUUAACGCAAUCAAUGUAUCCACCGCUAAAAUCGAUCAUUCGCCGCAGAUUGCUAGACUGCUUUCUGGAGGCGGCAGCGUUAGCAGCGGCGCAUCGUUGAGCGUUCCCGGAAAUGCAGCUAGUGGUAGCGAGGAGUGA
Messenger RNA from Pyrenophora tritici-repentis Pt-1C-BFP, 5112 nucleotides. The record is from RefSeq and is a predicted model, not a curated record. Lineage: Eukaryota; Fungi; Ascomycota; Dothideomycetes; Pleosporales; Pleosporaceae.